Messenger RNA from Thalassophryne amazonica, 850 nucleotides. It is a transcript of the gene tcf21, whose product is annotated as transcription factor 21. Lineage: Eukaryota; Metazoa; Chordata; Actinopteri; Batrachoidiformes; Batrachoididae. Gene Ontology annotation, molecular function: DNA-binding transcription factor activity, RNA polymerase II-specific; RNA polymerase II transcription regulatory region sequence-specific DNA binding; protein dimerization activity. The record is from RefSeq and is a predicted model, not a curated record. Bases 34 to 564 code for a protein of 176 amino acids. The transcript is spliced from 2 exons. Gene Ontology annotation, biological process: developmental process; regulation of transcription by RNA polymerase II.
GCGCACGCUCCGAACCCGCUCCCAGGGUGCACCAUGUCCACCGGGUCCCUCAGCGAUGUCGACGACGAGCUCCUGGACGGCAUCCUGAAGUUCGGCUCCGCCGCCAAAGACUCCAACGAGAGCACCGAGGAGAGCUCCAACUGCGAGGGCGCCUCCGCGGCCGACGGGGAGCGCAGGGGCGCGCCGGCCAAGAAGAGGAGGAGCGCGGCGCGCAAAGCGGCGCCUAAAGGUGUGUCCGCAGCGCACGAGGGCAAGCAGGUGCAGAGGAACGCGGCCAACGCGCGGGAGAGAGCCAGGAUGCGCGUGCUGUCCAAAGCCUUCUCCCGGUUGAAGACCUCGUUGCCCUGGGUGCCUCCGGACACCAAACUGUCCAAACUGGACACUCUGCGCCUGGCGUCCAGCUACAUUGCGCAUCUCCGGCAGAUCCUGGCCAGCGACAAGUACGAAAACGGAUAUAUUCACCCCGUCAACCUGACGUGGCCUUUCAUGGUCGCAGGUAAGCCGGAAAACGAUCUGAAGGAGAUGUUGAGCACGACGAGGUUAUGUGGGACGACAGCUUCCUGAUGCAACCACACGGACGCCUUCGCCACUUUUUGUUUUUAUACAUAAGAACAAUGAAUUACCAAGUUGUUUUUUGAUUUUUUAAAAAGCUGUUUUCAGAAGGACACAGAUGCACGUCUCAUCUUUGCAGAUGUUGAAGCGGGAAUCCAGCAGAGGAGGUGGGAGGUGCUUCCCUUCUCCUUCAUUCCCAUUUUUAAAAAAAAUAUAGACUGAAUUUUAUUUAAAUGCAUUCUGUUGCUGAUGGUCUUUGCUGGUUCAAAGAUGGACUGCUUGCCUGCUUUUAACCCCC